Messenger RNA from Trichoderma aggressivum f. europaeum, 609 nucleotides. RefSeq lists its product as uncharacterized. The transcript has 4 exons. Gene Ontology annotation, biological process: Rho protein signal transduction. Bases 1 to 609 code for a protein of 202 amino acids. Gene Ontology annotation, molecular function: protein binding; Rho GDP-dissociation inhibitor activity. Gene Ontology annotation, cellular component: membrane; cytosol; cytoplasm. NCBI's taxonomy places the organism in Eukaryota, Fungi, Ascomycota, Sordariomycetes, Hypocreales, Hypocreaceae. The record is from RefSeq and is a predicted model, not a curated record.
AUGGCUUCUCACGAUGAUGAUACCAUGCCCGAGGAGACUCAGGGCUACAAGCUCUCCCAGCCUAAGCAGAGCUUGGCCGAGUACAACCAGAUGGAUGCCGGCGAUGAGUCCCUCCAACGAUACAAGCAGUCCCUUGGCCUCGGCGGUGGCAAGGACCUCUCCGAUCCCUCCGACCCUCGAGUCUGCAUUAUCAAGGCGCUUACCAUGGACUCGCCCGGUCGCCCUCCCGUUGAAAUCAAACUCGCUGAAGCUGGAAGUGAGGGGAGACUUAAGGAGAAACCCUUCCAGAUCAAAGAGGGAGUCAAAUUCACCAUGAGCGCCGAGUUCAAGGUCCAGCACGAGAUUCUGAGUGGUCUGCACUAUGUUCAGGUCAUCAAGAGAAAGGGACUUAAGGUGUCCAAGGACUCAGAAAUGAUUGGAAGCUACGCUCCCAACACCGAGAACCAGCCCACCUACGUCAAGAGAUUCCAUGAGGAAGAGGCUCCCUCUGGAAUGCUCGCCCGUGGCAAGUACGACGCCAUCUCCAGCUUUGUCGAUGAUGACAAGAAGAAGCACCUCGAGUUCGAGUGGAAGUUCGAAAUUGUCAAGGAUUGGCCAAAGGAUGAGUAA